This is a messenger RNA of Punica granatum (pomegranate), 1559 nucleotides long. NCBI's taxonomy places the organism in Eukaryota, Viridiplantae, Streptophyta, Magnoliopsida, Myrtales, Lythraceae. The record is from RefSeq and is a predicted model, not a curated record.
CUCCUUGAAUAUCAAACUUAAAAUUAUCUUAGUUAUCAAACGAGAGCGAGCGCCACUGCAUCAUACCCUUAUUUGAUCUGAAAUGCUAAUAUUUGUAUAAUAUAUAAGGGAAUACAACACACCCUGCACAGCCCCACAAAGAGUUCUGGGAGCGAUCAUCGUCAUCAUCAACCACAGGGAGGUUAGGUUGUAUUACAGCUCUCUUCCCGCCAUGGGAGAACACGAAGCAUACCCUGACAACACAACUCUCAAGAAGAUCCUCUUAGUCGUCAACAUCAUCAUCCUCUCCAUAGGGACAACCGGUGGGCCCCUCAUCAUGCGCCUCUACUUCAUCCAUGGUGGCAAACGAGUUUGGCUCUCGAGCUGGCUCGAGACAGCCGGCUGGCCCAUCAAUAUUGCUCCCCUCACCAUCUCCUACAUCUAUCGCCGUCGCCAAUGGGCCGCCGCCACUGCAAAGGGGGCGAGCAGCGGCCUUGCUCCAGGGCCUGUCCUGAUGAAGCCCUUCCUAUUCGUCGCCUCUGCCGUUGUUGGGAUUCUCACAGGGCUUGACGACUACCUCUAUGCCUAUGGUGCUGCCAGACUCCCUGUCUCGACUUCGUCCCUCAUCAUCGCCAGCCAGCUCGCAUUCACUGCCGGCUUCGCAUUCCUCCUCGUGAAGCAGAGGGAGCAAUAUAUUUAUACAUGCAGGUUUACGUCGUACUCGAUAAACUCGGUGUUCCUGCUGACACUGGCGGCGGUGGUGCUGGGGCUUCACGCAGGAAGUGACAGGCCGGAGGGGGAGUCGGACAGGGUUUACACAAUAGGGUUCAUGAUGACUGUGGCGGCGGCGGCUCUUUAUGGCUUCGUACUGCCGCUGGUGGAGCUAAGCUACAAGAAGGGUAAGCAGGCCAUAACCUAUUCGCUGGUGUUGGAGUAUCAGCUUGUCAUGUGCUUCUUCGCAACGGCUUUCUGCACAGUGGGUAUGCUUAUCAACAAAGACUUUCAGGUGAUUCCAAGAGAAGCAAAGGAAUUUGGACUUGGAGAGUUCACGUACUACGUGAUAAUAGUUUGCAGUGCCAUCGUAUGGCAAUGCUUCUUCCUAGGAGCCAUUGGAGUCAUAUUCUGUGCCUCCUCCUUGUCAUCUGGGAUUAUCAUCGCGAUUAUGCUUCCCGUGACUGAAGUUCUCGGUGUCAUCUUCUUCAAGGAGAAGUUCACUGCAGAGAAAGGAGUCUCGCUGGUCCUAUCUCUCUGGGGAUUCGUUUCUUACUUCUACGGAGAGAUCAAGCACACCAAGAAGAGGAACCUCAACCAGAGCCAGAAGCAAAAACAAAAUCAACCUCCUCCGGAGAUGGAAAUGAACAACCAAUCUCUACCUUGAAGUGUUUGCAGUUCAUAUUUGAAAAGUGGAAUUCAAUCCGGCUCAUCUCUCGGUCCCUGGUGAUCUGGCAAUAAUAGAUUUCGACAUAUAUCUCCAGAAAUAUGAAAAGAUUUUGUUUAAUGUUUGUUUACUAAUGUUUUGUAAUUCAAAGAUUUCGUUUAGUUCUGCUGCUUCAGCGUAUAUAUGAUUUUGAAUUUGGUUA